Messenger RNA from Brassica rapa (field mustard), 905 nucleotides. RefSeq lists its product as uncharacterized. NCBI's taxonomy places the organism in Eukaryota, Viridiplantae, Streptophyta, Magnoliopsida, Brassicales, Brassicaceae. The record is from RefSeq and is a predicted model, not a curated record.
AGACUCACUAGGUUUGCCGAACCAACUAUCCUCAGGGGACUUAAGAAACAAAAAAAAACUUUCUCGCCUUCUUCUAGAAACAACACCUUCUCUUCCAAUUAGAGUCUCUCAAAAAAAAAAUGGCGGUUACAUCUUCUAGAACCAGAUCAACCGCUUCUGCGCUACGCUCUCCGUCUUCACCAGGCUUCGCUUCCUCCACAAGCUCCACCUUCUCCUCCCGUACUUUCUUCAGCAACCAUCAUCAACCCCACAGAUCCGCGUCCCCUACGCGCGUUAACCUCUUCGCAUCCUCCCCCUUAAAACAAUCAUCGUUCCGUUACUCGAUCGACAACACCAGAUCCAUCGCCGUUUCGAAGCCCAGCGCCAGCGGCAACAAGAUCCCCGAUUCGAGGAGGAGAUGCAUGUGCUCGCCGACGACUCACCCCGGAUCGUUCCGGUGCAGUCUGCACAAGAACGUGGCGAAUCCCCACGGGCAAGGCGCCGCGACGGCGGCGGCGUAUCCGACGAACAGUUUGAAUAUGAGGAGAUCGGCGAUGACGAAUUCUCUGGUGAGGAUCGGUGGGGUUGAAGGCGAGUGGGUGAGAAGAGCGUUGACGACUUUGAUAAGGCCUUCUUCGCAUCAGCUGAAAAGGAGGUCUGCUUAUCAGCCUAGGCCUAGUAGGCUAUCGUCUAUGUCGAAGGCUGAUGAUCUUUGAUCGGGUUUGUUAUUGAAUCGGAGACGAAAACGACACCGUCUUGAAGUUUUUUGUUUUGUUGCGUGAAGAUGAAUUGUACAUAGUACUUCAUUUGCUAUCGAAAAAUAUCUAGAAUUGAAGAACAGUAAUAGAAGUGGUUAUUUAAAAUUAAAUGGAACAAAGGGACUUGGUUUAUAUUUUGAAUUCCAAUUUCUACAUCCGGUUUGGAUC